This is a messenger RNA of Pseudogymnoascus destructans, 2079 nucleotides long. RefSeq lists its product as uncharacterized. Bases 288 to 1325 code for a protein of 345 amino acids. NCBI's taxonomy places the organism in Eukaryota, Fungi, Ascomycota, Leotiomycetes, Thelebolales, Thelebolaceae. Gene Ontology annotation, biological process: basic amino acid transmembrane export from vacuole. Gene Ontology annotation, cellular component: fungal-type vacuole membrane. The transcript has 2 exons. The record is from RefSeq and is a predicted model, not a curated record.
AGCUCUUCGAACUAUGGAGGAUUGACAAGGGCGCGAUAAGAUCCACUAUCAGCAUGUGACUUAUUUGUGGAACCAUUACCGCCACAUAUGUAAGCCUUUCUCUGCCCUUCAUUCCAUCCUAUCAACAAAUAGCUGGGGAAAACAUCAGAUUUCUCUUGCUCGGCUUCAUUCUGGUUAUUUCUAUGCGGAGGGAAUACACAGUCCCUAUUACCCCAGCAUAGGUGCCACGACAGACCCCACGCGAGACUCGGAAAUGCCCACGUGACUCAUCAUUUAACAGCAACACUAUGGUCCCACCGUCUCAAGGCCUCAAUCUAGACGCAGAGGCUGUCAGUGGUAUCCUGGGGUCGAUAUCUAUUGCAUGUUGGGUUACCGUUUUCACGCCCCAGAUCCUCGAGAACUUCCGUCGUGCAAGCGCCGAGUCUCUCUCCCUGGAAUUCAUUGUCAUCUGGAGUCUAGGCGACCUCUUCAAUGUCUUCGGCGGCAUCCUACAAGGCGUUCUGCCUACGAUGCUCAUCCUGGCCGUAUAUUACGUCCUAGCUGACGUCGUCCUCAUCUGGCAAUGCCUGUACUACCGGGGCGUGUCCUCGCCAGAACAGUCAUCCUCGCCGCCUUCCGAGCGUCAGCCGCAAGCUGAACCCAAUGGGCACCGUACCAACGGUCCCUCGCGCCGAUCCAGCGCAGUGGACGCAACUCACCUCUCCCCGGCCACCCCGUUGACAGAGCCGACCAAGCCCACCAGGCGUCGCUCGACACCUCUGCAGAUAGCCCUGCUGAACCUGCUCGCUGUGUUCAUGGUUGCGGGCGCUGGGGUCUUUGGGUGGUGGGUGAGCACCGGGUCUCAGCGUGGGCCACAGAACCACGACCAUGGGCACGGCCCGGCGCCACCGCACCGUGAAAAAGGGGAGCUGCCUUUGGAUCCCCUGGGACAGGCGUUUGGCUAUGGCUGCAUGGUGAUGUAUCUCGGGUCGCGAGUGCCGCAGCUAAUUCUGAAUUGGCGGCGGCAGUCGACGGAUGGCCUGUCGGGGAUGUUCUUCAUGUUUGCCUGUCUGGGAAAUGUGACAUAUUUCCUGUCGAUUUUGGCGUAUGAGCCAGCCUGUGUGAGGGAGGAGGCGGGCUGUGAGGAGGGCGAGGCGAGCAGGGUUUAUGGGCGGUAUCUGCUGGUUAACCUAUCGUGGUUGAUAGGAAGCAUUGGGUGCUUGGUAUUUGAUUUUGGGAUCUUAUUGCAGUUCAUUCGAUACAGCGAGGCCAGUGAGCUGGUCACCGAGAGGGAAGGGGAGAGAAGGCCGUUACUAGACGAGACAGAUCCAAGGGAAGGGCGCUGAUGAGAGAUGUGUCUCCUUGCCACGGAAACACGGUAGAUUCUAGACAUCCACUUCAGAAAUGCUGGCUGGAUCCACGAAAACUGAUUUGUCUGACAAUGCAUCUCGGUGAUAAUCAGCGUCUGACAUGGGCGCGGUUCCAUGCACAGCCCCAUGAAUCCAUGAAUCAGGCACCUGGUUGCCUCAUUCCUUGGCUUUCAUGUAGUACCUACGACACGGCAUCGGAAGCAGUAUCGGGAACGAGUAAGAGGAAGGUGUUCGGGUGCGCAGACAUGCAGAAGCGUCUUGUGUACUAUGGUAGAGUGAUGUCCGGUCGUGGGGUGUUUCGGGGUCGCCGAAGUCAUGUGAGGAACGACGCGAGUUGGUUGGCGCGUAUCUUGAUACGGUUCUACUCCGUAGAAGGAGAUGAGAUAGAUAUUGCUGCCUGGAGGGGAAAGUGGGAUAAUACAAGCCCGAUUUUCAAAGUAUACUUUUCGUAUUUCUGUCUUGUUGAAACAGAACAGAACCUGUUUAUUUCUGAUGGUGGUGGUGGUGAUAAGUAAAAAGGCAGGAUAUAAUGGUGGUCAGGGUGCUGGUGGGUGGCAGACUUGGCAGCUAAUUUAGGGACGUGGGGAGUAUGAUUGCAGUGGUAGCCAGUGGUAGAGUAUCGGGGGGCGGCGCAUCGGGCGUACGUGUACGACCCGUAGAUUACCGCCAUCACCGCCAUCUGGUGGGUAUUUAGUGUAUCUAGUGUAUUUAGUGUAUUUAGUGUAUCUAG